Messenger RNA from Aspergillus novofumigatus IBT 16806, 1056 nucleotides. RefSeq names its product class I SAM-dependent methyltransferase. Gene Ontology annotation, molecular function: S-adenosylmethionine-dependent methyltransferase activity. The record is from RefSeq and is a predicted model, not a curated record. The coding region runs from base 1 to 906 and encodes 301 amino acids. The transcript has 2 exons. Lineage: Eukaryota; Fungi; Ascomycota; Eurotiomycetes; Eurotiales; Aspergillaceae.
AUGGCUACGUUUGCAAAGACGGGAUACCCGGCCGCAAAAUAUGCAGCACAUCGGCUCCCUCCUCCUCCUUCUCUUUUUAACACAGUUUUAGACUACCACCAUGGUCCACGUAAAUUAUGUGUCGAUUUAGGCACUGGCCAUGGCGUAGCUGCCCAUGGCUUAGCCAAUUUCUUUCCACUUGUCCUCGGUAUUGAUCCGUCAGAGGGGAUGCUACGCCAAGCGCAAUCACAGACCGCCUCUACAGAGUCAGGCCGUAUUGAAUACCAUCAAUCAGUCGCCGAGGACAUGUCCUUUAUCGAGUCUUGCACAGUGGAUUUGGUAUUAGCAGUACAGGCGGCGCACUGGUUCGAUCCCAGGCGAAUAUGGGAUGAACUGUACCGCAUUGUUCGCCCUGAGGGCACCGUUGCAUUCUGGAACUGGGGCCGGUAUUUUCUCAUUGGACGUCCAUGUGCAGACAGGGUCCUCAGGAUGUAUUCGGACGGCCCUGAACAUCUAGGUCCUUACUGGCCUCGGCCGGGGCACACCAUUUGGAAUGAGCGAAUGCGAGCCGUGGAAUGCGCCGAUUUAUCAAGAUGGGAGGACAUCGCCAGGCUGGAGUACGAGCCUUGUUUGGAAUCACUUGGAGCAGGAACCGGGCAUGGUGUGAAAAUGUUUGCUCGCUUGAAGCUCAGCGAACUGGAGUCAUUACUUCGAACAUGGAGCUCUGUGCAUGAAUGGAGUGUGGCCCAUCCAAGCGCCAUUCCAAAGGCCGAGGGCGGCAAUGGUGAUAUUAUUGACGCUCUUAUGGAGGAAAUGAUACACGUAGAAUCAGAUUGGAAAGAACAUGCGUCGCGGGAAGAUUGGCGGGAGAUUGCAGUUGAAGUUGAAACGCGAAGCAUCCUGCUCUUAGCAAGGAGAAGGGGUUAGAUAGUCACGAAAGAAUUACCUUUAGGUUUUGUGAACUCUAUAACAUAGCGUUAUAGCAGAUACCUUGGGCAGUACAUUUCUACACCCUUGACCGUGUGUGAUGGAGCCAUCAAAAUCAAUUCUUCCCCCGAAAAUCACGCGAGAUCUAGG